Molecule: messenger RNA, 1134 nt
Organism: Microthlaspi erraticum
Lineage: Eukaryota; Viridiplantae; Streptophyta; Magnoliopsida; Brassicales; Brassicaceae
Source: the annotation of a GenBank genome assembly
AUGGGACAUGAGGAGCAUGGAGGGACUUGGCACAUGGAAGCAGCUCAACUGGAUACGCAAAGGAAGAAGGGAGAAGCCAUCUUGAAGACCAGCUCGACCGUCUACUCGACCAACCGGUCGAGUUCCUCAACUCGACCGGCCAAGCUUCAACUCGAUCGAGCUGGAAGUCAAAGUGUAUGCGAACUCGAUCGAGUCGGUCUAACUGAAGACUUGGUCGAGCUAGACUUACAACGGGUAGAAAGAGGAGGGGAAUGGAAACCCUUUGGGCAUGGACUCGGUCGAGCUAGGCAAACUCGACCGAUUGGUCAAGGAGAUGCUCCAAACCGCCACCAACAGAGACAAGGGAUUGUUCCACCACCAGUGCAGAACCACAACUUUGAGAUCAAGCUGGGAAUGAUCAACCUUGUCCAGAACAAGAUGUUCCAUGGAUUGCCAAGUGAAGACCCCAUUGACCACCUUGAUGAGUUUGAUAGGCUUUGUGAUUUGACAAAGAUCAAUGGUGUCUCUGAAGAUGCCAUCAAGCUGAGACUCUUUCCUAUGUCUCUAGCUGACAAAGCUCACCAAUGGGAGAAGAGCUUGCCCCAUGGCACAAUCACCACUUGGGAUGAAUGCAAGAAGGCCUUUCUUGCUAAGUUUUUCUCCACCGGUCGCACAGCCAAGCUUAGAGGAGAGAUAUCCAGCUUCAUCCAGCGAAACAAUGAGACAUUCGCAGAGGCUUGGGAGAGGUUCAAAGGCUACACAAGUCAGUGCCCACACCAUGGAUUCAACAAUGAAUCACUACUCUCCACUCUUUAUAGAGGAUGCUUGCCUAGGUAUAGGGAGAUGCUAGACACAGCUAGCAAUGGGAACUUCCUCAACCAGGAUGUAGAUGAUGGCUGGCAACUUGUGGAGAACAUGGCCAUAUCAACAGAAUGCUAUGGAGAGCACUAUGAAAGUACAGACUGGAGCUCGACCGCACUCGAUCGAGCUGGACGCUCAGAUGAGAAAAGACAUGCUUGCACUCAACUCGAAGUUGGACAAACUGAUCCUAGCCCAAUUCCCUGCCAAGCAUGUCAACUAUGUCUCAGAACAAACCUUAGUCAAGGACCAGGAAGGGGAGGAGACAACACAAGAAGUUUGCUACAUUCAAAAUAG